Messenger RNA from Puntigrus tetrazona (Sumatra barb), 722 nucleotides. RefSeq names its product transmembrane protein 222a (gene tmem222a). The transcript is spliced from 6 exons. The record is from RefSeq and is a predicted model, not a curated record. Bases 24 to 575 code for a protein of 183 amino acids. Lineage: Eukaryota; Metazoa; Chordata; Actinopteri; Cypriniformes; Cyprinidae.
GACGUCACCGCGCACAGACGGUGAUGGCGGAUGUUACCGAGAUCGACGCGAUGAAGCACUUUCACGGCGGUUUCGAGAAAAUCGACAAAGAGACGUGCCGUUAUCCGCACUGCGUCGUGUGGACUCCCAUCCCGGUUCUGUCGUGGUUCCUGCCGUUCAUCGGUCACAUGGGCAUCUGCACGUCUACGGGCGUCAUCAGAGAUUUCGCAGGGCCGUACUUCGUAUCGGAGGACAACAUGGCGUUCGGGAAACCCACCAAGUACUGGAGGCUGGAUCAGAGUAAAGUGUGCGGCGGCGGGACGAACGCCUGGGACCUGGCCGUGCACGAGGCGUCCGAGGAGUACAAGACCAGGAUGCACAACCUGUGCUGUGAUAACUGUCACUCUCACGUGGCCAUGGCUCUAAACCUCAUGAGAUACGAUAACAGCUCGUCCUGGAACAUGGUCAACCUCUGCCUGCUGUCCUUCAUCCGCAGCAAACACGUCAGCUUCGUGGGCUUCCUGAAGACCUGGCUGCCCUUCCUGAUGAUUUGUGGCGUGAUGGUCACCAUCUCCCUGGCGCUCCACCUGCGAUGACCGAGGCUCGCCGGCCCACGCUGCUCAGGACCACAGAGAAGACACACAGAAGACACAGAGGAGACACAGAGAAGACACAGAGGAGACACACAGAAGACACAGAGAAGACACACAGAAGACACACAGAAGACACAGAGGAGACACACA